AUGACCGACUCGAUCUCGUCAGGAGAGAUGGAGCGUCUUACGGCUCAGAUGAGCCUCAAGGAUGCGCCAAAUCAACCAUCAGGCCAGAGCGCUACCGGUGGUCCUCCUUCAAGAGCUUCACCGUCGUCCGGUCCCUCGCCAUCGCUCCGUCCUUCUCCAGGGACGGGCGGACCCUCGGCAGCGAGGCCGGCCAACACAGCCGUCGGUGCGGCCGAACGCGCUCGUCAGAUGGCAGGCGCUCGUCUCCCGCCUAGCUUGCAAGCCAAGCUCGCUGCCAACGCCAACCGAGGACCUGGUCAAACUGUCAUGGGCCACGAUCAGCGCAUCGACAGCAGUGCCAGUGCCUCUCUCUUUGUCUCGGCGAGCAAUCGACCCGGCUCAUUAGCGGGAACGCCGGGCAUGGGCGGUCUCGCAGCUCGCAGAGGUGUGCCAGGCGCCAUCGGGGGAGGAGGGCCACCGUCAGCAUCUCCAGCCGCAGGUGCAGGGCCCGGGGCGAGACGCAAUCGACCAGGUCUCAAGCUGAGCGAUAUGGGUCUCGGAGCAGAUGGCUCGGCAGCGGGUGCUCCACCAAGCGGCAUGGGUGCUGGCACCGGACGCCGUGCUCCUCCCCCAGGUCGUCUUCCCGACGGUGCCUCCUCUGCCAAAACUGCCGAUGGCGCACAGGAAAACGGCGAUGCCAUGUCGACCCCCUUCAGCAACUUUUCCAAGAUCGUUGAUCCCUCCGGUCGCCUCAACUUCAGCGGCAAAGCCGUCCUCCACGCCUCGGGCGUCGAAUUUGGCAACGGCACCUCCUUCAAGAUCAACAUGGCCGAGCUCGAGCUCGAGGACGAGCUGGGCAAGGGCAACUACGGCACCGUCCGCAAAGUCCGACACACGCAAACGCACGUCGAGAUGGCCAUGAAGGAGAUCCGGCUCGAGCUCGACGAAUCGAAACUCAAUGCGAUCAUCAUGGAGCUCGACAUCUUGCAUCGGGCUACUGCGCCGCAGAUCGUCGAGUUCUACGGAGCGUUCUUCAUCGAGUCGUGCGUGUACUACUGCAUGGAGUAUAUGAAUGCGGGGAGUUUGGACAAGCUGUAUGGCGAGCGGGGGAGUGUACCCGAGGAUGUGCUGGCACGGAUCACGGGGAGCAUGGUUCGAGGGCUCAGCUUCCUCAAAGAUCAACUUCAGAUCAUGCAUCGCGACGUUAAGCCGACCAACGUGCUGAUCAACCGCAAGGGUCAAGUCAAGCUGUGCGAUUUUGGCGUCUCCGGCCAACUGGAAAAGUCGCUCGCCAAGACCAACAUCGGGUGUCAAUCGUACAUGGCGCCGGAACGCAUCAAGGGUGAGUCGCAGAACAUGCUGGGCACGUACACGGUGGCGUCGGAUGUAUGGUCCCUGGGCUUGUCGAUGGUCGAGACGACGCUGGGCACGUACCCUUACCCACCCGAGACGUACUCGAACGUGUUUGCGCAGUUGCAGGCGAUCGUGCAUGGGGACCCUCCCGAGCUGCCCCCGGAGCUGUACAGCGAGACGGCGAGGGACUUUGUCGACAAGUGUUUGGAGAAGAUCCCUUCGCGUCGACCGACGUAUGCGCAGCUGCUCAAGCACGACUUUUUGGCGCAGGACGAGGCCAAGGGCGAGGAAGGGGUGGACAUGGUCGGUUGGGUCGCAAGGGCGAUCGAUGCAAGGACCAAAAGGAAAGAGGCGGCCAACGCACCCGUUGCACCCGGAUCAUCGUCCACCGUCGCAUGA
Messenger RNA from Kalmanozyma brasiliensis GHG001, 1731 nucleotides. RefSeq names its product Protein kinase domain protein. The coding region runs from base 1 to 1731 and encodes 576 amino acids. Gene Ontology annotation, biological process: cellular hyperosmotic response; protein phosphorylation; MAPK cascade. The transcript has a single exon. Gene Ontology annotation, molecular function: ATP binding; MAP kinase kinase activity. The record is from RefSeq and is a predicted model, not a curated record. Lineage: Eukaryota; Fungi; Basidiomycota; Ustilaginomycetes; Ustilaginales.